Messenger RNA from Ilex paraguariensis (yerba mate), 438 nucleotides. NCBI's taxonomy places the organism in Eukaryota, Viridiplantae, Streptophyta, Magnoliopsida, Aquifoliales, Aquifoliaceae. The record is from the annotation of a GenBank genome assembly.
AUGGAGAAACAAGUCCUUCAAGAAAAAUUCAUCACCAAAGAACCACAAGCUUCCUUAGGCACCCUGGGAAUUCUCUGGGCAGCCCUCAGAGUAGUGGUUUCCAUUGUGGAAGCCGAUUCGGGUGGACUAAAAGCCAUUCACAGAGCUAGAGAACUGAUGAAAGGAAAAACCCUCAAGGGUUCUGUUCUGAUGCUGAUUUUUCUUCUUGCUAGUGGCACUGUCUCUAUAAUUUCUCUAGUCCUGAUGAGGAAGAGAGAGAAACAAGGUUGGGUGAGGUUGGCCAUCCAGAUCAGUGGUGUCUGGGCACUUUGCCUGGCGAAAAUCUCCAUGUUUGUGGUGUUCACAGUCUUCUACCAUGAAUGUAGAAAGAGCCAUGAGGAGGUUGGGGUGGAAGGAGAAGAAGGUCUCUAUGUUGCCAUUCAUUCUGGUGAAGCUUAG